Molecule: messenger RNA, 1073 nt
Organism: Triplophysa dalaica
Lineage: Eukaryota; Metazoa; Chordata; Actinopteri; Cypriniformes; Nemacheilidae
Exons: 2
Coding region: 114-1013 (299 amino acids)
Molecular function (GO): DNA binding
Source: RefSeq, a predicted model, not a curated record
UUCGUAGUGGUCGCGUGUUUUUAUGUUUGAAGGAGGGAACUUUAAUAAAUUCGUACUGGUCCUGUUUUUAUAUUCAUCGGAAAAAAGUACAGCGAUUCUUAUUAAGUAAUAAAAUGACUAAACUGGAUCGUUUGAACACUUUUAUGACGGAGCGCCUAAUGGAGGCGGUGAAGGAGAUCAUCCUCACAGUCGGCAGGACUGUACGGGAGUAUGAAGAGGAAACCGAGCGAAUCCGAACCGAAAACGAACGGCUAAAAGAAAUGUUACGGGCUACAGGAUGCUUCCCUGAACAAACAAACGCAGCUCUUCAGUCCUGUCAGCCUGUUUCUCCUGCACAGCCUAGACCGAUUCCCAGCCAGAAAGAAGAACUUGAAUAUCUUGAAAAGAUCCAUCAAAACCAGUGGCAGACACAUCUCGAACAACAAAUAAAAUCAGAAGAGCCUGCAUGCUCCGUCAACGCUUACCAAGAAUCUGCAGCUUUGCCAUUGAUAGUUGACAACAAGGACCCGUAUGCAUCUGACACAAAUCCUGCUGAUGAUGAUGAAAUUACAGACUUUCCCAAAAAGAUUAAAGUUGAAAUAAACAGCUUGUGUUCAGGCGACGAUAUAAGAAACACUGAGGAUGCAUAUCAGAGUUGGUCACCGCAUAGUCCAGACCUCCCUUUAGGGACGGCGGACUUCCACAGAUCACAGCACCCAAGUCAACCCACACACACUACCAAUGAAACUCCUGCCACUUUAUCCCAGCAUAGCAGUUUAUCGGAUGGUGCUCAUCACUUGCCCUAUCACAACAUAUUAUGUACCAACAGUUCCAAAUGUAACAGUAAAUGCUGUGAAAUGCAAAAAAGGACAAUAGCCAAAUCUAGCCCUGUAUGGAAGUAUUUUUCGCUCAAACAGGGCGAUUGUAGCAAAGCAGUUUGCCUUAUGUGUAAAGCUGUUAUAUCACGUGGCCGCAAAGAGUACACCACUUCAGCUCUUUUAAAACACCUUCGGAUGAAACAUGGUAAAUGUUAGCAUCAUUUGUUAUUUGAAUGUUAAGUAUGUGUGUGCUGUAUUAAAUUCAGAGGGAAGUCA